AUGCCUCUAGUAGUUCCUCAAGAACCGAAAACUCACGCUUUCAACUCGAACGCUUUCAAUGUUACUUGGGAGUCGAUCGAGUUAACACGCGAAAAUAUAAGAGGAAGACUUAUAGGUCAUCGCAUAAAAUAUUGGAACACUACGCAGGAAGAAGAAGAUGCGGUGUAUUACUUAUCACGGACUACACGUAAUUGGGAUUUAAUUGUAGGUUUACAACCUGAUACCUAUUAUUUUGUCAAAGUGAUGGCAUAUAACGCGGCUGGAGAGGGAUCAGAAAGCGAACGAGCCGAAGAGCGCGUAAAGAUUACGAGCUUCAAUGAUCGAUUUAAUCAACGAAAGAAUAGUACACAAAAUUUCACACAAGAAGAAAAGCGGGCCCACCAUAAUGCAUUGGAACGCAAAAGACGUGAGCACAUCAAAGAAAGCUUCACUAAUUUGCGAAAAGCAGUGCCAUCAUUAAAAGGAGAAAAGGCGAGUCGAGCUGAGAUUUUAAAGAAAACUACCGAUUGCAUACAAAAUAUGAGACGAAAAAUUCAGGCUAAUCAAAAAGACGGGAAUGAUCUUAAACAUCAAAUUGCUAUUUUGGAAGAGGAGGUAGACCAGGCAGACGCUAUUACGACUAGUAUGCCGUCUGAAAGCCCCAUUAGAAAUAUAUUUCAUUAUUUAAACGUCUACGAUGGACCAUCAACGUCAGCGCAGGCAGGACUGGCGGAGGAGGUUCGGCGCCUUAAGGCAGAAAUGGAAGCCCUGAGGCAACAACUCGCUACAAACCAAAGCCAACAAGUAGUAACAGUAACAGUAGCUGACAGUCGAGCGCCAACGCAGCAGAGUAAUGGUGAAGUACAACAUAUGGGCUAUGAAAACUGGAUUUUAGUGUGUUACCUCAACGUUCCAAGUGGGCAUUUAUAAAAGAAAUAGCCCAUUAAAAAACGAAGUGAAAAAAUGGAACAGGACGACGAAAAUUUCCCAUCGACAUCAGAAAAGUUAAGAAGAACCUUGGAUUAUAUUAGCCCUAAAUAAUCCAGAAAAUUCAAAUCGAAUCCUGAAAAAGGAAGGCGAUCUAAGUUUAAAUAAAGUCCCGAAAGAAGGAAACACAACAGGGAAAAUACAGUUGUAAGUAAUGAAGGUGAAAAUGACAUAGUAAUUAUACGAAUAGAAAACGAACGUAUAGCUCUGCUGAUUUAAUAACGACCCGUUUGAUCGAAUCCAAUUUAUUCAAAAUCGGUGAGCUUAUACUUCUAGUGUCCUAUAAUCAAGUCAAAAAAGAACUUAUACCAGAGCAUUUGAUGCGGUAUUGCGCAAAAGGAGAUAUUGGCGUAGAUGACACCUGUAA
Messenger RNA from Glossina fuscipes, 1333 nucleotides. Its product is annotated as max-binding protein MNT-like. The transcript has 5 exons. Bases 1 to 909 code for a protein of 302 amino acids. The record is from RefSeq and is a predicted model, not a curated record. Gene Ontology annotation, molecular function: DNA-binding transcription factor activity; protein dimerization activity. Lineage: Eukaryota; Metazoa; Arthropoda; Insecta; Diptera; Glossinidae. Gene Ontology annotation, biological process: positive regulation of transcription by RNA polymerase II. Gene Ontology annotation, cellular component: RNA polymerase II transcription regulator complex.